AUGGAUUCAAUCACUUUUCAGGACUUUGUCCUCAAAUUAUCCCUUCACACCUCAAUUAUCAAGCACAACGCCGCCUACCCGCGGCCGCGAAAAUCCCACCGGAAAACGGAGCACAAUUUCCCGGCGGCGGCCGAAAAAUUCUGGCAUGUUCUCCGCGCCGCCUAUUUCGUGCUCAGGAAAAACAUUUCUAAGCCGAAAUUGCUGGCAGAUCUCACCGCGGCGAUGAAGCGCGGCAAAAUCGCCGGAAAAUCCUCCAUCCACAACAUCAUGUUUCCCGGCGGGGUCGGAGACGAGGACGGAGGCUUAGACGGCGGAGACCGCCAGAUCCCGCCGGGCGAGUUCGAGUUCAGCUGCAGCAACACGCCGGAGCAGCAGGCGUUCCGCCUUCCGUUCCGGCUGAACAAGAGGAAGCGGUCGCCGUCGCCGCCGCGGGCGGCGGAGGAGCCGGACGAGGAGGAGCUGUUCGCGGCGGCGAUGGAGAUCGUCAGGCGGACGCCGGCGGUGAGACAGCUGAGGGUGACGGACUCUCCGUUUCCGGUGGUGGAGGUGGAGGAGAACGACGGCCGGGUGGACGAGGCGGCGGAGAGGUUCAUUAUGAGGUUCUACAGGGACUUGAAGCGGCAAAAUACAAUGGCAUGUUGA
This is a messenger RNA of Striga asiatica, 642 nucleotides long. The record is from the annotation of a GenBank genome assembly. NCBI's taxonomy places the organism in Eukaryota, Viridiplantae, Streptophyta, Magnoliopsida, Lamiales, Orobanchaceae.